Drosophila eugracilis is the source of this 619-nucleotide messenger RNA. RefSeq names its product endocuticle structural protein SgAbd-6 (gene Cpr65Av). NCBI's taxonomy places the organism in Eukaryota, Metazoa, Arthropoda, Insecta, Diptera, Drosophilidae. The record is from RefSeq and is a predicted model, not a curated record. The transcript has 2 exons. Gene Ontology annotation, cellular component: chitin-based extracellular matrix. Gene Ontology annotation, molecular function: structural constituent of chitin-based larval cuticle. Bases 120 to 455 code for a protein of 111 amino acids.
CCACAUUACUCGUUAGUGCCUAAUUGUGAUAACUACCGGAGCGUGCAGUGCCCAGUGAGAUUCAAACUCAACACAGGACUUUUUUGAAAAAUCUCAAGUAAAAAAAAAAACAAGUUAACAUGCAGUCCUCCAGCAUCUGUGUCCUGGCUAUAUGCUCCCUUGUUCUGGUUGCCUCGAUCAGUGCCGCUCCUUUGGACGACUCUCAACACGCCACCAUCCUUCGAUACGACAACGACAACAUCGGCACCGACGGCUACAAUUUCGGUUACGAGACCAGCGAUGGAAUUACCCGCCAGGAGCAGGCUGAGCUAAAGAACGCGGGUACCGACCAAGAGGCUCUUAGCGUCCGUGGCUCUGUCAGCUGGGUGGCUCCCGAUGGCCAGACCUACACCCUCCACUACAUUGCCGAUGAGAAUGGUUUCCAGCCCCAGGGUGACCAUCUGCCCCACAACUAAAUAUCUACCUCUACCUCUACCGCUAUUGACGGUAUUAAUCAGUAUUCAACAUUAAGCAUCAACAUAAAUCAGGGUUCAAAGAUUUCUUUAGAAUUUUAAUCAUUUCAAAAGGCAUUGAAGAAAAAUUUGUGUUUCAUUUUAAAUAUAGUUGUUAAAAUACGCGA